Molecule: messenger RNA, 14668 nt
Organism: Oryctolagus cuniculus (rabbit)
Lineage: Eukaryota; Metazoa; Chordata; Mammalia; Lagomorpha; Leporidae
Source: RefSeq, a predicted model, not a curated record
ACCGUAAAGCCUAUUUCUAAAGCCUCACGUCAGGACGGACUUAAAAGCGGAACGCAAUUGCAGCGGGUGCGGUUUUCCCGGCGGAGUCGGGGUCAGCGGCAGCCUUUGGCACUGCGCAAGCGCAAUGCCACUUACCCAGCAUGGAGGUGGUCGGUCUCGUGUGUGGGGCGGCGGCGGCGGUGGUGGUCCUGGCGUGGGGUUUCCUUUGGGUUUGGGACCCCUCCGAAGGAAUGAAGAGUCGGGAGCAAGCAGGCCUGCCGGGAGCAGGAAGCCGGAGCCUGCUGGUGAUAGCGCACCCCGACGAUGAAGCCAUGUUCUUUGCUCCCACAGUGCUAGGCUUGGGCCGCUUGAGGCACCGGGUGUCCCUGCUUUGCUUCUCUGCAGGAAACUACUACAAUCAAGGGGAGAUUCGUAAGAAAGAACUCUUGCAGAGCUGUGGUGUUUUGGGAAUCCCACCCUCCAGUGUAAUGAUUAUUGACAACAGGGAUUUCCCAGAUGACCCAGGAGUGCAGUGGGACACAGAGCUCGUGGCCAACACCCUUCUCCGGCACGUGGAGGUGAAUGACAUCAAUCUGGUGGUGACGUUCGAUGCCGGGGGCGUCAGCGGUCACAGCAAUCACGUGGCUCUGCACACGGCAGUGAGGGUGCUCUGUGCUCACACUUCAGUCUGUGAAUGUGCUGCGCAAGUAUCUCGCCAUCCUGGACCUGCCCUGGUCUCUGUCUGCUCCCCAGGAUGUCCUCUUCGUGCUCACCGGCGAAGAAGUGGCUCGGGCCAAGAGGGCCAUGUCCUGCCACCGCAGCCAGCUCCUCUGGUUCCGCCGCCUCUACCUUCUCUUCUCGCGCUACAUCAGGAUCAACACACUGCACUUCCUCUGAAGCCUCGGACAGUAUUCAGAUCCAAGGAACAAUGGAGUGAAAACAGACCAGGAAGUCCAAAGAGCCUGGCCUGGAGCGGGCCUCCCUCCCUGAGCCAAAGGAGGUCCCAGCCGGAGCAACCUCCACCAAAGGAGGCCUCUGCCAUCCAGGUGCCAGCAUCUGCCUCUGGGGGAAAAACAACCAGGAAGAACCGAAAACAAACCCCGGGGCAACAACAGCCACCCUGCUGCCACCUCCAGUUCUCGUGGAGAACACUUUGCACAAUGGCACAGUCAAUGUCAAGGCCCUAGCCCAGAGCCCGGGCAGAUUGCUGUUAUUAUAAAUGAUUGCAGACACGCGUUAAAAACACUUCCCAGAGGAUGGCCCGAGUGCUUGGGCCCUGCACCCCAUGGGAGACCAGGAUAAGCACUUGGCUCCUGCCUUCGGAUCAGUGCAGUGCGCCGGCCGCGGCAGCCAUUGGAGGGUGAACCAACGGCAAGGGAAGAACUUUCUCUCUGUCUCUCUCUCUCACUGUCCACUCUGCCUGUCCAAAAAAAAAAAAAAAAAAAACCACUUCCCAGAUGUGAUUUUCACGUGGUUCCCAAAGCAGCUGUCUUAAUUCGUUUUCUGUCGCUGUAACUGCAUCCCUUGGUAUCCGUAGGGUUCUCCAGAGACACAGAACCUGUAUUCGAUUAGCCCACAGCCAUGAGAGGCUGAAAAGUUACACAAGGCCAUGUCCGAGAUGGAGAGCUAGGGAAGCUGGCAGCAGCUCAGGCCGGGAAGCUGGAUAGGCUGAUGAUGCAGUCCUCAUCCAAGGCCAAGGCUCGAGAGCCCCCCAGAUGGCUGCUGGCCCCAGUCUCCGAGUCUGAAGGCCAAAGAACCCGGACUCUGCUGUCCAGUGGCUUCAGCAGCCCGCUGUACACGUACAGGCAUGCAAAUGAUACAACCUGUGUGGCGGCCAGUCCAGCAAUCUCUAAUAAAAUGAUAUACUCUUUUUCAAAGGUGCAUUUAUCUGUUUGAAAGACAGAGUGACAGAAUGAGAGAGAAAGAGAGAGAGAGAGAGCUUCCAUCUGCUGGUUUACUCCCCAGACGGCAACAACAGCGAGGUCUGGGCCAGGCCAAAGCCUGGAGCCAGGAGGAGCCCUGCAUGGGACACAGGGACACAUCAGCAGGGAGCUGAUUUGGAAGCAGAGUAGCCCGAGACUCCAGUAUCCCAAAUAGCAGCUUAACUCACUGUGCCACAGUGCCUGCCCCCAAAUUAUAUACUCUUCCACUAACUGGCACUGUAGACUUAUUCCACAUGCCAUAAGUGAUAUGAAAAAGAUACAUAUCGAAACACAUUUAAAAGAGGAAAAUGCUGAACCUGUCCAAAUGUCCAUCAAUUAAGGAUUUGUUAAAUAAGUAGUGAGAAUACUAGUAAAAUAUAACAUUACAAACCAAUUUUUAAAAAGUAUGUAUUUAUUUGAAAGGCAGAGAGAAAGAGAAUCCUCCAUCUGCUAGUUCAUUUUCUAAAUGGCCACAACAGCCAGGGCUGGACCAGGUCAAAGCCAGGAGCCUAGAGCUCCAUCCUGAUUUUCUACAUGGGUGGCAGGGGCCCAGUACUUGGGCCAUCAGCCACUGCCUUCCCAAGCACAUUAACAGGGAGCUGGAUUGGAAGUGGAGCAUCUGAGACUCGAACCGGCGUGCUAGUAUGGGAUGCCAGAGUCGCAAGCAGUGGGCUAACAUGCUGUGCCACAACGCCAGCACCCAUACUUUUUUUUAAAAAAAUAAUGCAAUGCAUUGACAUGGAAAGAUCUCCAAGGCAUAUUAAUAAGUGAAAAAUACACAUUGUUAACAAAUGCAACCAUUUGUGAGGGGCAACACACACACACACGUGAGUGUGUGUAAACAUAUUAGGGUUUUUUUUUUUUUGGUAACAGCUCAUUUCUGAAAAAGGGAAUUGGAUGAGAGGAGUGGAAUGGAAACUUUUUAUACCUUUUUAAUUUUGUACCAUGUGCAUAUAUUAUUCAAAAAAUAAUUUUAAAUCAGAGUUUAUUUUUUUAAAAAGAUUUAUGUAUUUAUUUGAAAGGCAGAGUUACACAGAGAGAGGAGAGGCAGAGAGAGAGAGAGAGAGAGAGAGGUCUUCCAUCUACUGGUUCACUCCCCAAUUGGCCACAACAGCCAGAGCUAUGCCGAUCUGAAGCCAGGAGCCAGGAGCUUCUUCCAGGUCUCCCAUGUGGGUGCAGGGGCUCAAGGACUUGGGCCAUCUUCUACUGCUUUCCCAGGCCAUAGCAGAGAGCCGGAUCAGAAGAGGAGCAGCUAGGCCUCGAACCAGCGCCCAUACAGGAUGCUGGCACUUCAGGCCAAGGCAUUAAUUCUCUGUGCCACAGCGCCGGCUUCCAAAUCUUAAGAGUUUAAGAAGGUAUGUGGGUGGUGUGGGUGUAGUGGCACAGUUGAUUAAGCCACUGCUUGGGACGGCCACAUCCCAUAUCUAAGUGCUGGUUCAAGUCCUAACACUUCUGCUUCCAAUCCACUUUCUUCUUCUUCUUCUUUUUUUUUUUUUUCAGAAAGAAUUUUUUAAAAAGUCUUUAAGUACUUUGUUUCUUAAAGAUUGAUUUAUUUAUUUGAAAGGCAGAGUUAGAGAGGGAGAGAGGAAGAGAGGGAGAGAGAGAGAGAGAGAGAGAGAGAGAGUCAGGUCUUCUAUCCACUGGUUCACUCCCCAAAUGAUGAUCCCAAUAAUUGGAGCUGGGCCAACCAGGAGCCAGGAGCUUCUUCUGGGUCUCCCACACAAGUGCAGUGGCCCAAGGACUUGGGCCAUCUUCCAUUGCAUUCCCGGGCCAUAGCAGAGAGCUGGAUCAGAAGUGGAGCAGCCAAGACUCAAACUGGCGCCCAUAUGGGAUGCCGGCACUGCAGGAAGCAGCUUUACCUGCUACACCACAGCUUUGGCUUCCCCAAUCCACUUUCCUGACAAUAUGUCCCGGAAGGAAGCAGAUGACGGCUGAGGUUCUUGGGCCCCUGGCCAAGCCUCAGCUAUUAAGGGCCUUUGGGGAGUGAAGCAGCAGAUGAAAGGAUGAAAGAUAUCUCUCUCUCUCUCUCUCUCUCGUAGAUGAAAAUAAAUAAGCAUUUUAAAAAUAUUUAUGUAUUUAUUUGAAAGGCAGAGUUACAGAGAGGCAGAGAGAGAGAGAGGUCUUCCAUCUGCUGGUUCACUCCCCAGAUGGCAGCAAUGGCCGGAGCUGCACUGAUCCAAAAUCAGGAGCCAGGAGCUUCCUCCAGGUCUCCACAUGGGUGCAGGGGCCCAAGGAUUUGGGCCAUCGUCUACCGCUUUCCCAGGCCAUAGCAGAGAGCUGGAUCGGAAGUGGAGCGGCCAGGACUUGAACCAGUGCCCAUAUGGGAUGCCAGUACUACAGGUGGCAGCUUUACUUGCUACAACACAGCACUGGCCCCAAUAAGCAUUUUUUUAAAAGAAACAUAUGAGGGUAUUUAAAGGGGUUAUGGAAAAUUGAAUUAAAAGAUAAACUUAUUUUGGUGUAAAAAGUUUUGGAACUCAUUCAUAGUUUUUCAUGAUACACAUUUUCCAUGAACUUUUAGAAGACCCCCUCACAUAUAAAAUUUCAAAUUGUUUUUGCACCAAAAUACACUUAUCUUUUUAACCACUUGUUUAUUUGAGGGGCAGAGAGAGACCGAUAGCAGUAGAGAGACAGACAGAGAGCUGCCGUCUUCUGGUUCACUCCCCAGAUGCCCACAAUGGGCGGGGCUGAAGCCAGGAGCUGGAAACACACUGUAGGCCUCUCUCGUGGGUGGUAGGAACCCAGCCAUUUGCGACAUCACCUGUUGCCUUCCAGGGUGUGUAUGGAGCCAGGUGUGGAGUCAAAACCCCCUCAAACUCAGAUACUCCAGUACUUGCUGUGGGAGACACACACACACACACAGGCACCUUACCUCUCUCCAGACACCCACCCUUUAAAUACAUUUUCUGUGACCUUUGGAAGCACCUGUUGGUACGAAAUUAUCAAUAAUUGCUUCUGGGUAGUGAGUAGCUGGGACUUCUUUUCUCCUUUGUCUUACUGUACAAUCCAACCUUUUUCCAAUGAAUAAAGUAAAAAGUCUAGGAGGAAAAUUAAAAACAAACUACUGUGUCUGCUGGUCAAUGUCACAUGAGCACCAACUCCCAGACCCCUCUCCCCAUCCAUGCACCUUCUCUGAGUGUCACAGCAGCCAGGCAAGCACUUGGAGACUGGGCGCACCCAAGGCCAAGGGACCUUCAAGGUUCUAUGAAGAAGACGGGACCAGGAUGAAGUUCUCCCUGGUGCCAGGAGACAGACGAGCGACAGCAGCCCAGGGCGGAAGGAAGCCCCUCCUGGUGCCUCGGUGGGAAAGGAGUUUUGUAGGUGGCAGGCAGCCCUGGGGACCCAUGUACAAGCCACAAGCGAGUCUCUGGGCACACUCUCCAAGGCAGCCCUUCCUCCAGACAGACACGCCCCCUCCCCAGGGCACAAGCCUGCACGAGCAUCUACUCGGCCAGAUGCCCUGUGUGGUUAACAACCUGCUAUACUAGCCAGCAACCCUGAAGCCUGGGGCACAGAGCAGAUUUUCCUAGUUCCCUGAAGGAGCAUGGGAAAAAAAAGAGAGAGCAAGGGAAGUCCCUCCCCCACUGCUUCCGCCCAGCAGAAAAAGAUGGCAAGCCGCUGAGUAUACCCUUGGAAGGGUCCAGGCGCACCCCCUCUCCUGCUCAGGCCGAGGCUGCCAGUUCUCACCCUGCCCCAGAGGAGCAGAAACUGCUGUCCUCCCUCCCCCCAGUACCACCACUCAACAUUGGGCCACUGCUCUGAAAAACCUUGCUCAGGCCGGCGCCGUGGCUCACUAGGCUAAUCCUCCGCCUUGUGACGCCGGCACACCGGGUUCUAGUCCCGGUCGGGGCACCGGAUUCUGUCCCGGUUGCCCCUCUUCCAGGCCAGCUCUCUGCUGUGGCCAGGGAGUGCAGUGGAAGAUGGCCCAAGUGCUUGGGCCCUGCAACCCAUGGGAGACCAGGAUAAGUACCUGGCUCCUGCCAUCAGCGUGCUGGCCGCGGCGGCCAUUGGAGGGUGAACCAACGGCAAAGGAAGACCUUUCUCUCUGUCUCUCUCUCUCACUUGCUCAGGAGCUGCCAGAGGUGUGACACAGGCGGAACCCUCACUUGGGGUGGGGGUGGGGGGCUCACAGGGAGGUGGAGCUCCAUGAAGUGGCAGUUAAUGGAUUAUGACCAUGAUCAACCAUCAGAACUGGCCAAGACAUAAAAAAAAAAAAAAAAAAAAAAGGCAGCUCAGCCGUGGCCAAAUCAGUGAACUGGAGUAUCAGGUAGCCGAUAUACUCCUGUCAUAGAACAAAGAGGGGGCAUGGAAAGCAUGGCAGAAAGAGAGUUGAAAGCACAGCUCAAGGAGACCCAAGGUGAAGGAGGAGAGGCCAUGGAGAGAUAGGGACCCGUGGAUGACAAAGGACAGCGUGUGUAACGUGAACAGAGGGGCCCACCGAAUCCUGAACAGCUUGGACCUUUUUGAAUCUUUAAACAUUUUUAAAAAUAUUUAUUUAUUUGUUUGAAUGUCAGAGUCAUAAGAGAGAGAGAGAAAGAGAGAAAUCUUCCAUUGGCUGCUUCAUUCCCCAAAUGGCUGCAAUGGCUGUUGCUGGGCCAGGCCAAAGCCAGGAGCCUGGAACUCCGCCGUCCAGAUCUCCAAGCACUUGGGCCAUCUUCCGAUGAUCUCCAAGGUGCAUUAGCAGGGAGCUGGAUUGGAAGUGGGGCAGCCGGGACUCAAACUGGUGCCUAUACAGGCAGUAGCUUUACCUGCUACACCACAACGCCGGCUCCUCCUUCAGAACAUUAUUGAAAACAGAUUAAACGUGGAGAUGCUCCAGGUCUCUGUUCUCUAAUGUUAAAAAAUAUUUUAUGUAAAAAGCAGAUGAUAGUGAGAAAGGGAGAUACAGAGAGAGAUUUUUCCAUCUGCUGGUUCACUCUCCAGAUGGUCACAAAAGCCGGGGCUGGGCCAGGCUGAAUCCAGGAGCAAGAACUCCAUCUGGGUCUCCCGCAUGGGUGCAGGGACCCGAGUACUUGGGACAUCUUCCACUGCUUUUCCUAGGCCAUUAGCAGGGAGUUGGAUGGGAAACGGAGCAGCCAGGACACCAACUGGCGCCCAUACUGGAUGCUGGUGUCACAGGAGGCGGCUUUACUAGGCGGCUUUACUAGCUAGACCACAGCGCCACCCCAACAAGCACAUGUAGUUAACUUUUUUUUUUUAAACUCUUCUUUUUUUAUUUUAUUGAUUGAUUGAUUGGACAGGCAGAGUGGACAGUGAGAGAGAGAGACAGAGAGAAAGGUCUUCCUUUGCCGUUGGUUCACCCUCCAAUGGCUGCCGCAGCCGGCGCACUGCGCUGAUCAGAUGGCAGGAGCCAGGUGCUUCUCCUGGUCUCCCAUGGUGCAGGGCCCAAGCACUUGGGGCAUCCUCCACUGCACUCCCGGGCCACAGCAGAGAGCUGGACAGGAAGAGGGGCAACUGGGACAGAAUCCAGCGCCCCAACCGGGACUAGAACCCAGUGUGCCGGCGCUGCAGGCAGAGGAUUAGCCUAGUGAGCCGCGGUGCCGGCAGUUAACUUAUUUUUUGACAGGCAGAGUGGACAGUGGGAGAGAGAGACAGAGAGAAAGGUCUUCCUCUUGCCGUUGGUUCACCCUCCAAUGGCCGCUGCAGCCGGCGCACUGCGCUGAUCAGAUGGCAGGAGCCAGGUGCUUCUCCUGGUCUCCCAUGGGGUGCAGGGCCCAAGCACUUGGGCCAUCCUCCACUGCACUCCCGGGCCACAGCAGAGAGCUGGACUGGAAGAGGGGCAACCGGGACAGAAUCCGGCGCCCCGACCGGGACUAGAACCCGGUGUGCCGGCGCCACAAGGCGGAGGAUUAGCCUAGUGAGCUGCGGCGCCAGCCAGUUAACUUCUUUUGAUACUGUGGUGGCGAAUCCUUUUCUUCUGUGCCGUGUAGAUAAGCAGACACUGUGGCGAUGCAGAAACCCGACUUAUCCCCUUCCCGAGUGGAAACUCUAUUACAACGCGUAUUCCACUUUGCACCCCGCCCCUUGCCUGCAGGCAGGCAGCGCAGCACGCGGGUCACAGAAGCAGGUCCUCCAGGUCAGCAGACAGUGCCCAGGCAGUGACCUGGCCCAACGACCUCAGCUGGCUCAGGAAAAUGGCAGCUUUGAAUUUUGAAGAAGUUCCACCAGUAGGGACAGGCAUUGUGACACAGAGAGUUAAGUCACCCCUUGGGACACCCACAUCCCAGCUAGGAGUGCUGGUGGCCCUGCCACCUAUGUAGGAAACCCCAAUGGAGAACCUGGCUCCUGGCUUUGGCCUGGACGAGACCCGGCUGUCCUGGACAUUUGGGAAGUGAACCAGUGGAUGGUAGAUCUCUCUGUGACUGUCUCUGUCUGUGUUUCCCUGCCUUUCAUAAAUUAAAAUAAACUUUAAAAUUAAGAAUAUUGUAAAGAAGUUAACUACCUUAUUCAAUUUAAGAAAAUCAGCAAUGGAAGCCAAUGAGGAGAGAGAUUUAAUAAGGAUGAAAGAUAAAAAUAAAUGAAACCAAUAGAAAGAAAAAGCUUUCUUUGAAAAAUAAAAUAAGCCUACACAUGGCAAAUCUGAUUAAGAAAAAAGAGAAAACGGGGUGAGUGUUUGGCUUGGCAGUCGCGAUGUCCACGUCCCAUAGUAGAGAGCCCAGAUUUGAUUCUGGGCUCUGCCUCCUGAUUCUGGUUUCCUGUCAAGGGCAGACCGUGGGAGGCAGGGGCGAUGGCUCAAGUAAUUGGGUUCCUGGACUAAGAUCCAGUCUCCCAAUAUCAGCACCAGCCAGGACCCACUGCAGCCACUUGGGGAGGGAAGUGACCCAGUGGACAGGAGCUCCCUGCCCCUCAAACAAGUAAAAACCAUUAAAAAAAAAAAAAAAGUGUAGUUAUUGGGAACAGAAUGGUUUUAUAGUCACAAAAAUGGAAAUACUGAAAAAAAAUUACAGGAUUUUAUACAACUCCGUGGCAAAAAAAAAAAUCUAGAAGACUGGAUGAUUUUCUAAGCAAAUAAUCAGAUUCCCACACAAACCAACCACGAGGAAAUAAAUGGGGUGGGAUUGCCUUAUCUCAAAUGCAUUCACACCACAUCAAGCGCGCACACCCAAGACCUGUAGGUGGCGCUGCCCCACCCGGGUUUCCCGUGGCAGUGGCUGUUUGCUUUCUUUGCAGAGCCCUUCUGGGAGACAAGGUGGCGGAGCGGGUCGUGCGUGCAGGGCAGGAGUGGGAGGGAGGGGAGAUGAGCCAGGGUUUGUAGAGGGCUGGGAGCCCUGGACAGACUGAUGUUGGCAUACUGGACAGCUUCCGUUGAGUCCUUGCAGAGUAGAAGAAUGCUGUCAUUAAACUAAGCACUUCCAAAUCUCCCACCCUCAUCUCCCCAGAGUAAUUCCAGCUGGGGCUGCUGACGUGCGAGUAUAGGUAUGGCAGAGAAUUAGCACCAAUCAACAACCGGAUCGGCUCACUAGGCUAAUCCUCCACCUAGCGGCGCCAGCACACCGGGUUCUAGUCCCGGUCGGGGCGCCGGAUUCUGUCCCGGUUGCCCCUCUUCCAGGCCAGCUCUCUGCUGUGGCCAGGGAGUGCAGUGGAGGAUGGCUCAAAUACUUGGGUCCUGCACCCCAUGGGUGACUAGGAGAAGCACCUGGCUCCUGCCUUCGGAUCAGCACAGCGCGCCGGCCGCGGCGGCCAUUGGAGGGUGAACCAACGGCAAGAGGAAGACCUUUCUCUCUGUCUCUCUCUCACUGUCCACUCUGCCUGUCAAAAAAAAAAAAAAAAACACCGGAUCAUAUGCUUGAGCAUCUACUCUCCCGGUGAAAACAGACCCAGUAACCACAGAGGAAAUGUGAAAGGUAAUUAGAACCGGGUUAACAGUUUUAGAAGGUUCCUAGGCUCGAUGGGUUUACAGCUGCCUAUGCAUAAGACAGAAAAUUAGUGGCCGACGCCGUGGCUCACUUAGUUAAUCCUCCGCCUGCGGCACCGGCAUCCCAUAUGGGUGCCAGGUUCUAGUCCCAGUUGCUCCUCUUCCAGGCCAGCUCUCUGCUGUGGCCCAGGAGGGCAGUGGAGGAUGGCCCAAGUGCUUGGGCCCUGCACCCGCAUGGGAGACCAGGAGGAAGCACUUGGCUCCUGGCUUCGGAUUGGCGCAGCGCUGGCUGAGGCGGCCAUUAGGGGAGUGAACCAAUGGAAGGAAGACCUUUCUCUCUGUCUCUGUCUCUCACUGUCUAACUCUGCCUGGCAAAAAAUUAAAAAAUAAACAAAAAUGAGAAAAUUAGAGAAGCACUCUAAUUCUUAGACGUAACAGAAGAUGAUGUAGCAUAAGAAAAAGAAACCCACGGGCAAUUUUUAUUUUUUAUUUAUUUAUUUUUUGACAGGCAGAGUGGACAGUGAGAGAGAGACAGACAGAGAGAAAGGUCUUCCUUUGCCAUUGGUUCACCCUCCAAUGGCUGCCGGGGCUGGCGCACCACGCUGAUCCGAAGGCAGGAGCCAGGUGCUUCUCCUGGUCUCCCAUGGGGUGCAGGGCCCAAGCACCUGGGCCAUCCUCCACUGCACACCCUGGCCACAGCAGAGAGCUGGCCCGGAAGAGGGGCAACCGGGACAGAAUCCGGCGCCCCGACCGGGACUAGAACCCGGUGUGCCGGCGCCGCAGGCGGAGGAUUGGCCUAUUGAGCCGCGGCGCCGGUCAAUUUUAUUUGUGAAUAUAGAUGCAAAAAUGUGAGAGAAAACCCGAGCAAAUUGAAUCCAGUAGUGAAUUUUAAAAAAAAAAUCAGUGCUCCAUGACCAAGCAGGAUAAGCAAGAAUGGUUCCACCUGGAGAAAUCCAUCACCAUAAUCCAUAACAUCAACAAAUCAAGAAGGAAAACCAUACUUGUUAUUUAUAGAUGCUGAAAGAAAGCAAGGUGCAGCCACAAUUCCUAUUGAGAAUUCCUAAGGAAAACCAGGAGAGAAUAAAGCCAGUGGUAUAGAAGACUUCAUCAGAACUCUAGCCAUCUAAAAGUGCUAUGUCGAAAAGGUAGGAAUGGCUGGCGCCGCAGCUCACUAGGCUAAUCCUCCGCCUGCAGCGCCGGCACACCGGGUUCUAGUCCCGGUCGGGGCGCCGGAUUCUGUCCUGGUUGCCCCUCUUCCAGGCCAGCUCUCUGCUGUGGCCCGGGAGUGCAGUGGAGGAUGGCCCAGGUGCUUGGGCCCUGCACCCCAUGGGAGACCAGGAGAAGCACCUGGCUCCUGCCAUCGGAUCAGCGAGGUGCGCCGGCCGCGGCGGCCAUUGGAAGGUGAACCAACGGCAAAGGAAGACCUUUCUCUCUGUCUCUCUCUCUCACUGUCCACUCUGCCUGUCAAAAAAAUAAAUUAAUUAAAUAAAUAAAUCUCAGUAGUUUUGUUUUGCAGAAAAGCACAAGCUGAACCCAAACCUUUAAAAAAUGUUUCUUUUUCCUUUUUAUUUGAGAGGCAGAGAAACAGAGAGACAGAAACAGACAGAGCAGAUCCCAUCUGCUGAUUCUUCCCCCAAAUGCCUGUUUCAACAACUGGGACUGAGCUGGGUAGAAGCCAGGAACAGGGAACUCACUUCAGGUCUCUGAUGUGGGUGGCAGGGACCCAACUACUCCGGCCAUCACCACUGCCUCCCAGGGUCAACAUUAACAGGAAGCUGGAGUCAGGAGCCAGAGCCAGGGAUCAAAACAUGUUCUCUGAUAUGGGACACAGGACUCUUAACUGCUGGGGCAAAUAUUCACCCUGGCAUUUUGUUUAUUAUGCAACUAUAAAAAGGAAUGGAGGGGGGCCGGCGCCGUGGCUCAACAGGCUAAUCCUCCGCCUUGUGGCACCGGCACACCGAGUUCUAGUCCCAGUUGGGGCACCGGAUUCUGUCCCGGUUGCCCCUCUUCCAGGCCAGCUCUCUGCUGUGGCCCGGGAGGGCAGUGGAGGAUGGCCCAGGUGCUUGGGCCCUGCACCCCAUGGGAGACCAGGAGAAGCACCUGGCUUCUGCCAUCGGAUCAGCGCGGUGUGCCGGCUGCAGCACGCCGGCCACAGCGGCCAUUGGAGGGUGAACCAACGGCAAAAGGAAGACCUUUCACUCUGUCUCUCUCUCACUGUCCACUCUACCUGUCAAAAAAAUAAAAAUAAAAAAUAAAAAUAAAAAGGAAUGGAGGGGCGAUGCUGUGGCACAGUGAGUUAAAGCCCUUGCCUGCAGUGCCAAUAUCCCAUAUGGGUGGCAGUUCGAGUCUUGGCUGCUCCACUUCUGAUCCAGCUCUCUGCUAAGGUCUGGGAAAGCAAUAGACGAUGGCCCAAGUCCUUGGGCCCCUGCACCUGUGUGGGAGACCUGGAAGAAGCUCCUGGCUCCUGGCUUUGGAUCGGCGCAUCUCCGGCCGUUGCAGCCAUCUGGGGAGUGAACCAGCGGAUGGAAGACCUCUCUCUCUGUCUCUCUGCCUCUCCUCUCUCUGUGUAACUCUGACUUUCAGAUAAAUAAAUAAAUCUUUUCUAAAAAAAAAAAGCCAAAACAGUAAGAUAGAGACAGAGUAAAGAGAUGUUGAACAACAGAGAACAAUCCUGAAACAGCCCCAAAUGGAGCCACUGCACAGAAAGAGGGCAUUUUAAUUCAGGGGACACAUCAUGCAAUAAAUGUUGUCAGGAGGGUUUGCCACGUAUUUGGAGGAAGGCAAAGGCUCCAUACCUUAUACCACAAACAAAAAUACAUUCUGGGUGAAUUUGUGCAUAAAAACCAAAACAACUCAAACAUCACUUGCAGUGGGGCGGACCUCACCAUGCCAGGCUGGGAAUGCUAAGUGCCAAGGGAAAAUGAGAUGCUUCACAGGAACUUUUUUUUUGAGCUGUUAUAACACAUUGCAGAUGUAUUAAUAUUCCCUAACAGAUGAAGCCUGAUAGAAAAAUAUCUCCCAAAGAAAAACUGAAGUCAGGAUAGAAAAUCCACAAAAAGUCCACAAAAGACCAGGGAGGAGAGAAUGGACUAAUCCACUUCAUUAGUUUCCAUCAGAAAUGCAAGUCCACGCACACAUGGGUGACACUACCCAGAGGAAGCUCAGGAUGGGACCCCAGUGGGAGAGGUUUCCAGGAGACCUGCAGAAGACAAGGAGCAGUCGUACACACACACACACACACACACACACACACACGGCAGUGGAUGUGAAAAAAGAAAUCACACCACUAACGAAACAGAAAUUAAAACGUCCUUUUGCACUUACCUAAUUUGCAAAGAUUUCUAUAAAUAAUAAUGACCAAUAUUCCAGAGGAGGGAAAGUGGACACAUAAAUACUGCUGGAAGAAACAUAAAAUGGAAGAAUCUUCCAGAAGCCACACGUCAAAAAGUCUCAAAAGUGGAGGUGGGGCAUUUGGCUUAGCAGUAGCCCAGGUUCCCUAUCAGAGCGCCUGGUUUGAUACUCACCUUUGGCUACUGAUUCCAGCUUCCUGUUCAUGCAGCCCCUGGGAGGCAGCAGGGAUGGCCCAGGUAGUUGGGCCCCUGCCACUCAUGUACACCACAGCACUGGCCUUUUUUUUACGGGGUUGGGAGGGAGAUAACUUUUGAUAUGUCCUGCCCGCGUACCAAUGAAUCGCCUUGAACAUUUCCUGAGGGAUGCCCUGCCCUGGAGUCCACGAAACUAAUCCUCCAGUAAUGAGAAGUGUCAAGGUCAGGUGGUGUAAAAUGAACAUAUAAAGUCAGCGAAUUCUACAGAAAGUGAACCAGCCCAACCCUGUGGGCAGACAGAGCAGGAUGAGGGAGCCAUUGGAACCAAGGAUGUUUCUGUUCUUGGGACCACAGAGGGAGGAAGACAAAACACAGUUAUGUGGGCAGGUGCUGUGGUGAGAGACAUCCAUAUGGGAGUGUCUGGUUCAUGUCCUGGCUGCUCUGCUUACCACCUGGCUUCCUGUUAGCGUGCCUGGGAAGGCAGCAGAUGAUGGCCCAAGUGCUUGAGUCCCUACCAACAACCUUGAGGGAGUUUCUUGCUCUUGGCUUUAGCCUGGCCCAGCCCUGGCUGUUGUGGGCCUUUGGCAGAGGGUCAACCAGUGAAGGAGUGUCAAGGUCUUGGUCAAGGCUGCCCCUUGCUUGUACCACGCAUUCUCCUCUUCUCCCUGCCAGUAGGACUGCUGCCCAUGCUCACAUAUUAUACUGAUUUUGGAAAUGAAGUUAAUGGUAAUUAAAAGCUGAAUGGCACAUGGUCUUUCCAAGCUGGGGAGAGGUGACAUCAUAAUGGAAAUAAUUCUAGUCACCUGUGAAGAGUUAGUGAGGGGGCUGGCGCUGUGGCAUGCAUAGUGGCUUAAGCCACUGCUGAUUCCAGCAUCCCACAUUCAAGCACUUGUUCCAUUCCCCCGGUAGUUGAAUUGGCUUCCAAUUCAACUUCCUGCUAAUGUGCCUUGCGGCCCUGCCUCCCACAUGGGAGACCUUGGUGGAGUUCCUGGCUCCUGGCUCCGGCCUGGCUGUUGUGGGCAUUUGGGGAGUGAACCAAGAGAUGGAAGGUCUGUCUCUCUCUCCCUCUCUGUGUCUUAGUCACUCUGCCUUUCAAAUCAAAUAAUAAAGUAAAAUCUUAAAGAAAUCGUUAAUCAGACCCCUCUGAGCUCAGAAUUGCCAAAGCACUGUUUCUCCUGCUAAUGGGUGACGUCAGCACACAUGGGUGCUGCCUGCGUGGAAAUCCCAGGUAACUAUAAACGCCUACUCCAGGAAUUGGGUGCAGGAGCCGGCCCGCAGCCAGGGCGACGUCUACUCAAACUCCCCUUCCUGCCCCAGACAGGCAACUGCGGGAGGACAGGGCUGAGCGGAUCCUCCCUGAGCUUUCU